AUGCUGUCUCGACUCAGGCGUUUCAUCAGGGUAGAUCCCAUCCCCAACACCGGUUCCGUGGCUCGCGAUCUCCUUGCCUCGGAGAGAACCUUCCUCGCUUGGGCUCGAACCGGACUCGGAUUCAUUGCUCUGGGUGUCGCGCUGGAGAAGGUGGAAGCCUUUGCGGCUCUGUCGCCCACAUUAUUUCACCUCAAAGACUCGAGGACGAAACUUGCGGCCGGCGUCCUCGUCGCGAGCGGGAGCUUAUGCGUUGGCCACGGAACGCUGCGCUACUUCUCGACUUUGCGUCUGUUACGGGAAGGGAAGUUCAGACCCAACACUGGCGGGAUAAGCCUCAUGGCGAUGACUUGCAUUGGGAUCGCGGUGGCUGGAAGUAUUCUGGUAAUAGAGAACGAAGCAGAGCAGGAAAGAGCACGGGAGAAAGAGAAGCAAAAGAUGUGA
Messenger RNA from Cladophialophora psammophila CBS 110553, 441 nucleotides. RefSeq lists its product as uncharacterized. The transcript has a single exon. The record is from RefSeq and is a predicted model, not a curated record. Lineage: Eukaryota; Fungi; Ascomycota; Eurotiomycetes; Chaetothyriales; Herpotrichiellaceae. The coding region runs from base 1 to 441 and encodes 146 amino acids.